CAGAUGUAACAGUCAACAAAAAUAUGUAUGACAUUGAAGAGGGCAAAAAUGUCAAACUUCAAUGCAUUGCCAACGGGAAACCAUCCAAUUUUGUGUAUGGGUGGAGGCACAUGUUCCGUGAUAAAGUUAUUCGAACCUUUAAAACAAACUCACAAAUUCUCUCGCUGGAAAAUUUGUCAUAUCAAGAUUUUGGACACUAUGACUGCAUCGUAAAUAAUGGUAUCGAGGAUCGUCAGGGAAGAUUAAAUCAGACAAAUGGAACAGAAGUUGAAGUAAAAUAUAAACCGAUUUUUAUCAACUUCAACACAGAUAUAACUGCCAAAGUUGGAGAGAAUGUCAUAAUCGCGGUAGAUUUUAUUACUUUCCCUGAUAUAAAUGGAGUAAUCCAAUGGACAAACUCUACUAGUAAUUCAAUUGUGAUCAAUAGUUCUAAUUUGUUUACAACCUUGGAGAGGCACACUGCCAAUACAACCAUAUACGGGAGGAAUGUUUCAGUCUAUACAUUUAGUUACCGAUCAGCUUUGGUACUUUCAAAAUUUAGGAUUGACCAAGCCGGUUUCUACAGUUUUCAAGUCAACAACACUGUCGGAGGAAACAACAUAACGCUAAGAAUUGUAGUAUCUGAUCGGCCAAAACCACCCACACAAUUUUUCGCAAGCGUUAUUGGAAGCACUACGGUUACCCUAGCAUGGACAAGUGGAUAUAAUGGAGGAAAUCAACAAACGUUUAUAAUUUUAUAUUGGGAAAUUAAUUCUGAAGGCAGACGUUCUAAAAACGUUACAGAACUCAGUGAAAAAAAUGAUUAUGAAGAGAUUAUACAGGAUCUAUUGCCUUCAACGACAUAUAUGUUUGUUAUCAAUUCAAAAAAUGUAGAAGGGAUAUCUGAUGCUGCCAAUAAUACAGUCAUUUAUAAGACAAGGGGCAUUUCAGAAACAUCAACUUCUAUUCUUGGCCCAAUUAGUGGUUUCUUUGGUGGAACUAUCUUUGUCAUACUUAUCAUUGUGAUAGUUGUUUUCGUCAUGAGGAAGAAAUCGGGAAAGACGAUUAGAAAAACUGAUAGGAACAACUUGACAUUGACCUCAAGAGAAGCGGGUGACGAAGAUGGUCUGAAAAUCAAUGAACUUUAUGAAUCGGCUGGUGAUGACUUCAAUCGAUGCAAAGAACCGGGAGAUGUCUAUGCAGUUGUUGAUAAAUCCAAUAGGGAAAAGUCCAAUGCAAAGCAAAAUACUCACGAAACUGCCCUGUAUGCUGAAGUGUGUAAAAGAACAGAUGCGCCAAUCAAAGCAACAGUAGGCUGUAAUCCUGAAAGCAAGAAGAAACUGAAAACAAACAAAAAGGGAAAAACCAAAAUCGAAAUAAAAAGAAAUGACGAUGUUUACGAAAAUGUAGGUGAAGUAAACCACAGACAGGUAGCUUCACAAAACAAGAACAAAGAUGGUCUUGUAUACGCCGACCUUGUUUUCAACGAUGAUGGAGGGAGAAGAUUUGUAAUUCGGGGUAUAGAACAUAAAACAGAUUAUGCUGAUGUAGAUUUGAGUAUCAAGGUAGACCCACUGCCAAGUGAUGAAAGCGACGAGGAGGAUGAACAAGUAAAUAAAAGUUCCGAGGAGUUCAGGAACCAAAAUAAUUUGUGAAUAUAUGUCGGUUAUGAAAACAAUCCUCAAUCUGUUUUUUAUGUAAUUGUAUUGGCUAAUUAUAAUAUAUUUUCUAAUGAAAGAAACAAGACUUGCAAACUAUUUAGUUUAAGUUAUUAAACAAUUUAAGAAUUAAAAAAAAACAUAAAUUAAAUUUAUUCAGCUAAAGGAUAGAUUAUUUUUUAUAGAAUUUUGUUGACAACAAGAAAGACGAUACUUUUAAACCUUUAUUGGUAAAGAACGAUAAUGUUUAAUAACAUAAAAUCAAAAAAAAAAAUUGGACAAACAGAUUAUGAACCCCUAUCCCAUACAAUACAAUGCACUUCUCCGUUCUAUAUACUAGUUCAAUAAAAACUAAAAAUAAUUUAAUUAACACAAAGGGACGCAUAUCUUAUCAAACUCAAUGAAGCUCGAAGUUAAAAAAAUAGCUCUGGGGAGCUUGUUUGACGCUGUGUCAUUGAUGUGGUUGUACAUGUAGAGAGCAUUUAGAGUUUGGGUAAAUAAUUCAAUUGCACGGAAUGAGAGUGCUCCAUUUUUUUAUCGGCAUCAUAGUAUUUUUCUAUUACAUUCAUCAAAGAGCAAACUAUUUUAAAGAUCCUUGUUCAGAACGUUCAAAAUUUUUCCUUACUAUAAUUAUCUGAUAGUGUUGGUAAUUUGCUUGUUUUUUGUGUAUUUUAACCAGUAUUCAACUAGACGUAUUAACAGUUUAACCAAUGUAUUUUAAAUCACCAAUGACCAUAACUAAGCACUAUAUAUACGGUAUUUGGUUUACUGAUAUGGCAUAUUUUGCGUUUAUUUUGGAUCUUUUUGACACUGAGAAAACGGUUCUCAGCUGUCUCUACAUUAUUGCAUCCAUUUCAAAACAAAUAGCAUGUUGUGUCACUACACAUUUUUACUGAUAAUUUAUCGGAAAUGUUUCAAAUAUUUGUUAAGUGUCUCCUUAGAUUAUUGCGUUGUCACUAACUGUACAUUAAUGUUUUUUCUUUGACAAACAUUGAGACAUGAACCAUGUCCAUUGAUAUUGGACCAGAGAUUGGACCUUCCAAACAGAAUAUAAUCGUCCACAAUAUUUUUAAGAACGAUCCAAAAAUAAAUUCUUAGGGAAGCCGAUGAAAUAAAGGUUAUUUAAGGUGUGCGGCGACGAUAGAUCCGAUAUGUUACUCAUGGUAUCUCUGGGAAAUGUCAUUAAUAAUUCACACUUCUAACACUAUAUUAUUUGUAAACGGGUUCGUAUUCAUAAAUAUAUCAUAUAUCUACUAUAUCGAAUUAUCCAAUUUAAUAAACAUCUAGAUCACUAGAGAAACAGACAAUUUAGAAUACUAGUAAUGCAGUUCUGCAAAUGUAACAGAAAAUUAAAACAUGCCGGGAAGAAAUGACACACUAUCUUAUAAAAGCGUUUAUCUCGGUGUUGAAAGAUAAACGAUACUUUCAUGACUGUUGUAGUUACGUCAACAUUAACAUAACGGCAUAAAACCAUACAGUAACGUGACAAAUAACAACGUCCAAAGCUGUUCAUAUGGAUGAAAGCGUUCGACCAAGUCUAAAAUAUAAUAGUUUUUUUUUCCCAAAUUUUCCGUUUGUUGAGGUAGUCUUUAAAUUUGUUUAAAUCUGUCAGUUUUUGUGGAAGUCAAACUUUGAAUUUAUCAUUGAAUUUUACUGAAUCUAUAUUAUAAAUAUAAUUAUAAUAUCUUAAAUAUUGUGCCAAAAUCUUAAAUAAGUUGACACUAAUAUACAUUCUAACUUACUUACUAUUGUAAAUUUUCUUAUUCAAUAAUUUAGUGCAUGUAAAUGUCUUUAUUAGCUAACAAUAUUAGUUUUUGCAUAGAGCAAGUUAUGUUUUGAACGACUGUUUGUGACUUCAAUGGUGAUUUUUGUCGAGCCUUCGACUUUUGUCGAAAAAGCGAGACAUAGCGAUCCUACAUUCCGUCGUCGGCGUCGUCGUAGUCGGCGGCGGUAGUGUCCACAAAUAUUCACUCCGUGGUUAAAAUUUUGAAAUUUUAAUAACUUUCUUAAACUAUCCCGAAUUUCUACCAAACUUGGACAGAAGCUUGUUUAUGAUCAUAAGAUAGUAUUAAGAAAUAAAUUUUGUAAAACAAAUUCCUGUUUAACCGUAUUUUACUUAUAAAUGGACUAAGUUUUUCUGACAGUUAACAUAACAUUCACUCUGUGGUUAAAGUUUUUAGAAUUUGAAUAAAUUUCUUAAACUAUCCUGGAGUUCUACCAUACUUGGACAGAAGCUUGUUUAUGGUCAUAAGAUAGAACAUGUAUCCAAAAGUAAAUUUUGCAAAAAGAAAAUCCUGUUUAUCCGUAUUUUACUUAUAAAUGGACUUAGUUUUUCUGUCAGCUAACAUAACAUUCACUCUGAGGUUAAAGUUUUUAAAACUUUCUUAAACUAUCCUGGAUUUCUACCAAACUUGGACAAAAGCUUGUUUAUGAUCAGAAGAUGGUAACCAGAAGUAAAUUUGCAUACCAAAUACUAAUUUACAAAAUAUAUAAAUUUGAAAAAAUAUAUUUCCUGUUUUUCCGUAUAUAACUUAUAAAGUAGGCGAGACACUGGGUUCCGCGGAACCCUUACAAUUUUUUUAAAUAAGUGUAGUAAUAUUUAUUGUAUCAAUGAAUAAAUUGAUGCAACAAAAUCCAAAGAAUUUAAAGGCAAUAUGGAAUGGCCUUAAUUGACCUUUUCGGUAUAUAUUUGUAUUGGUUCAAAAUUCAUUGUUUUAAAAUAAUUGAAAAAAUAUUGUCAUUCAGAAUGGAACCAACUAUUUUUCACAUUUUGCUGUUAUUUUUUUUUUUUUUUUUUUUUAUAAAGGUGUAAUACCACCAUUGAUUUCCCCCUAUUUGUCUUUGUUAAAUUUGCACUUUUCAAAAAAUUGUGCAGAAUUUAUCUUUGUUUCAAAUAAAGAAAUACUUGGCAUGAGUGAAGUUUUAUCCUGUCCAGUACUAUAGAAAAAAUUUCACAUAACAUUUCAUUGCAUAUAAGAAAAUAACCAUCACUGGAAGUUAACCAAUCAAAUUUCUCCCCUUAUUUAAUCUGUGUACAAGAUUUAGUAACCAUGUAACCUCAAGUUUACAAAAUAUUCUAUAGAAACCCCAAAUAAAAAAAUAAUGGUGCUUUGAAAUACUAAAGACAUAUGUUUAUGACAAAGAAAUGUUUUACUGCAAUAAAAUGUAGGAUUAAUAACCUACAACUGUCAAAUGCAAGGGAAUAUUUUUUUCGACCUAUUUUCGUAUACCGAUGUGAUGUACCAUGAUUCGGUGGUAUUACACCUAUAUAUUCUGAAACAGAGGAGGGGCGACAACUAUGUGCUGUGUGAAAAAAUUGUCGAGUCACAUGGUACGAUUUCAGCUUCCGUAUGACAAUUUAAUUGUUUUCAAAUGUACUCUAUUGGAUUCAUUAAACAUUUAGCAAGUUUUCUCAUAGACAGAUUGAAUGAUCACCAAGAAUGACUUUUACAUAAAAUAUCUAAAAAUGUUUGCUUGUUGUUGGUAAAUUAUAUGAUUAAGGAUUAUAUCUAUAAUAGCGGGAGUUGGUAUUCGAUCUCUGUUAAAAUACAUGGCACAGUGUUUUGUUAAUAUUUCGUUAAUUCGACAUUGAUAACAGUUAAAGAAUAUUGUGGAUGGAAUCGAGUUCUAUGAAUUAAACAAACAUCAGAAAAAUAUGAUGGAAGCAUUACAAUUUAAUAUUUCAACGCCGAAAAAGAGUAUAUGAAUGAGGACUACA
This is a messenger RNA of Mytilus californianus (California mussel), 5355 nucleotides long. RefSeq lists its product as uncharacterized. Gene Ontology annotation, biological process: cell-cell adhesion. The transcript is spliced from 9 exons. The coding region runs from base 24 to 1634 and encodes 536 amino acids. The record is from RefSeq and is a predicted model, not a curated record. NCBI's taxonomy places the organism in Eukaryota, Metazoa, Mollusca, Bivalvia, Mytilida, Mytilidae. Gene Ontology annotation, molecular function: cell adhesion molecule binding. Gene Ontology annotation, cellular component: cell-cell junction.